AUGGCCAGCAGAUUUCGUUUGUCCUUCCUGCCUCCCUCCCUGUUUCUCCUCUUACUGCCUGCACUGUUGCUCCUCCGCUUGCCUGGCAUGGUGAAAGGGGAUUGCUGGCUGAUAGAGGGGGAUAAAGGCUACGUUUGGCUGGCUAUCUGCAGUCAGAACCAGCCUCCAUAUGAGACCAUCCCCCAGCACAUCAACAGCACGGUUCAUGACCUGAGGCUGAACGAGAACAAACUUAAGGCUGUGCUAUUUAUCUCCAUGUAUCGCUUCACAAACCUUACUGACCUCAAUCUAACCAAGAAUGAGAUCAGCUACAUCGAAGACGGGGCCUUUGCUGGACAGGCCAACCUACAGGUUCUCCAACUGGGCUACAACAAGCUAACCAAUCUGACUGAGGGCAUGUUGAGAGGUCUGGGUCGAAUGCAGUGCCUCUUCUUGCAACACAACCUUAUUGAGGUCAUUGCCAACAAUGCCUUCUGGGAGUGCCCCAGCCUCAGCAGCCUGGACUUAUCUUCCAAUAAGUUGGCACGUCUUGACCCAUCUACCUUCACUGUCCUCAACAGGCUGAUGGUGUGUGAACUAGCAGGAAACCCAUUCCACUGUGGCUGUGAACUCUACAGCUUUCUCUCCUGGCUGGAAGCAUUUAACAAUGUCACCCACACCUAUGACCGCCUCCAGUGUGAAACACCUCCAGAAAUGAAUGGUUAUCCACUCCUGAGUCCGGUGCCCGGACAUGGAAGAAAUGCCCUCUACAAGCUUGUAUCCAAGUGUCACGAAGGUGCGAUAGGGAUGACCUCCCAGAUACCAGAUCAAGAUGGCUCAGGGAUGGGUUUGGACAACCCAGACCAAGGUCUUUACCACCAGCCAACCAUAUCGUCCACUGCUGACCCCACCUACAGCCAUCAGAUUUCUAUGAGGCUUCAGACUGUCUCCCCCUACACUGCUUCAUUAUUGGUUCAAAUCGCACAACCAUACAGUAAGAUGUACAUACUCUCCCAGUACAACCUCACUUUUGUUGCAGAUAUAAUGCCCCUUAAAAACAAGAAGGAGAUAAUUCCUUUGGACAAGCUGAAACCGCACACCAACUACACCUUUUGUGUGGCUUCUAUGAGCAAAUCUCAGCGCUACAACCACACCUGUCUCUCCUUUACUACACGAGCUAUGGGGCCAGAGGACCAGCGAACCAAUCAAUCCACGACUACCCACUACAUCAUGACCAUCCUGGGAUGUCUGUUUGGCAUGGUCAUUGUGCUUGGAUUUGUCUAUUACUGUCUCCGACGGCGACGUAUCCAGGAAGAGAAGGAGAAAGCUAUAAGCGUGAAGAAAACUAUUUUGGAAAUGAGGUAUGGCCCUGAGGUAGCUGCGGCAGUGACCAAUGACCCAGGUGCCAUGCAGCGUCUCCAGGAACAGGCUCACCACCAGCACCAUCAUUCAGGAGGGUCAGGAGGCAAGCUGCCCCAGUCUGCCUCCUCUAGCACAGGCAUGCUCCAUGGCUCAGGCAACACCAGUUCUUCCCGCCUCUCUACCUUGCCGCAGGUGGAAAAAAUGGCCACUGCCUUCUCUGAGGCAAUGGGUGGCAAGGGCAACUACAUGGAUGUGAGGACAGCGGGAGUGGCAGGGGAAGGCAGGGAGGGAGGGGUGGCAACUGGAGGAGUAGGGGUUGGAGGGGAAGUAGUUGUGGAUAUGCGAGGUGGGGCUGAGAAUGGGACAGAGGCUGGGGAGGAUUCGGACGACGAUGGCCGUGGCUCAGCAUCAGAGAUCUCCACCAUCGCCAAAGAGGUGGACAAGGUGAACCAGAUCAUCAACAACUGCAUUGAUGCCCUGAAGCUUGAUGCCUCUGCUAAUGUUGUGACCACGGCCGACAAUGCUAACUCUGUGUCCUCAUCCCAGCCUCCAGCUUGCAUUGCUUCCCUCCCCCGCAACCUCCUGCCCCUCUCGCCAGGCCACCCUGGAGAUCAGAUCAUGGCCUCCUCUCCAAAGGUGCAUCCAAAGUCUCACCCCCAGCCUCAUCCUCAAUCACAUCCUCAACCACAUCCUCAGCCACAUCCUCAGUUGCAUCAACAGCCUCAUCCCCCUUCUAUGGCCCCAGUGCCCCUGGUCAUGCCGCUGUCUGAGCGACCGGGUAUCAGCGGUGGGGGGUUCCUCUCCCCUCCUUAUCGUGACCCACCCCCAGCCAAUGCAGUGAGGCCCCUUCAAAGGCAGUUGAGCGCUGACACUGCUGUAGUGAAGAACCGUUGUGGUGCCCCUGCUGCAGGAUCUGUGAAGAGCACUAGGGUAUUCAGUGUGGAUAUCCCUGAGCAGCGUAGUGAUCCUCCCAAGUACCCAACAGAAAAGGGCAGCCCUGUGGGUUGUGGUGGAGGGGCUGUAAGUGGAGGAGGUGGCGGGGUAGGGGGCUGCAACGGGAAUGGGAUGGGCAACAUAAAUGGUGACGGGGUGAGCGUGAAUGGGGGUGGGAUGGUGUGUAAUAAUGGGGGUGGAGGUGGGAUGGUUGGCCCUGGACAGCAGCAGCACCACUUGGAGGUUCAACCAGACUACCAUAGCUCCGAGCACCGCCACUCCUUUCCUGCACUCUACUAUGAGGGCGGCAACGACUCACCCUCACCAGCCCAAAAGGCCUCAUUCCUCAAGCCACUGGGGCGCGCUAAGAGGGAUGCAACAGCGACCUACUCCCAGCUCUCACCUUCUCGUCACCACAACUACAACUCUGGUUACUCCUCCAGUCCCGAGUAUUCAUCUGAGAGCACACUGCGGAUCUGGGAGCGGUUCCGGCCUUACAAGAAAAGCCCCAGAGAGGAAGCAUCCUAUAUAGCGGCAGGUCAUGCCCUGCGUAAGAAGGUGCAGUUUGCCAAGGACGAGGACCUUCACGAUAUUUUGGACUACUGGAAGGGGGUUUCUGCCCAGCAGAAGCUGUGA
Molecule: messenger RNA, 2910 nt
Organism: Xiphias gladius (swordfish)
Lineage: Eukaryota; Metazoa; Chordata; Actinopteri; Istiophoriformes; Xiphiidae
Product: protein phosphatase 1 regulatory subunit 29-like
Exons: 4
Coding region: 1-2910 (969 amino acids)
Cellular component (GO): plasma membrane
Molecular function (GO): protein binding
Source: RefSeq, a predicted model, not a curated record